Messenger RNA from Micropterus salmoides (largemouth bass), 2783 nucleotides. RefSeq names its product transcription factor COE3-like. The transcript has 19 exons. Gene Ontology annotation, biological process: regulation of transcription by RNA polymerase II. The coding region runs from base 594 to 2783 and encodes 729 amino acids. Gene Ontology annotation, molecular function: RNA polymerase II cis-regulatory region sequence-specific DNA binding; DNA-binding transcription factor activity, RNA polymerase II-specific. NCBI's taxonomy places the organism in Eukaryota, Metazoa, Chordata, Actinopteri, Centrarchiformes, Centrarchidae. The record is from RefSeq and is a predicted model, not a curated record.
UGCCCGUGAUGUCGUCAGCAGCUUGGAGGAAGACCCGUGGGGUUUUUGGGUUCUGGCGUCCAGUCCUGUGGGGCCGCAGGGCUGAGAGUUUCUCCUCUGCUCCUCAUCCCUCCAUCAGCGGCCUGCGUCUCCUCCUCUCUCCUCCUCUCUUUGGGGAAAAGAAAAAAGACACUUUGCUCGCGCUCGAUUUGCCGUCCGGACUCGUCUCUGUUCUUCCCCUCGUUCUCUCUGAGGAUUUUAUUUUCCUUUUUUCUCCUCCUACUCCUUCCUUUCUUUCAACGUGACGGCCAACGCUGAGAGUUUUAAAAAUCUCUUUAAAUUAAAACUCUUCUUCGUUUUCUUCCAGAGUGAAGUUGAAUUAAAUCUAAAAACCAGAUGAAAAGUUGAAUAAACUCCCGGCUCAUCUUCGUCGUCCUCUUCCUCCUCGCCGCCGCCGGCCUUUGGACUUCCACAAAACGUCGUCCCUCCAGAAGAUCCAGCCUCCGUCUGUCCCGCAGAGCUGCUGAUUUUUCUUCUUCUUCUUGGUUUGUCCACGUCUUGCGUCGCUCUCGUGGUCGUGCAGCGGUGACGGUCGCAGCGUCGGGGCCCCGGAGAUGUUCGGGAUCCAGGACAACCUGCCCCGCGGGGCCACGGCCAGCAUGAAGGAGGAGCCGCUGGCUGUUCGCUCCUGGAUGCACUCGGCCGGCGUGGUGGACGCCAACACGGCCGCUCAGAGCGGGGUGGGGUUAGCCCGAGCUCACUUUGAGAAGCAGCCUCCGUCCAACCUGAGGAAGUCCAACUUCUUCCACUUCGUGCUGGCGCUGUACGACCGGCAGGGCCAGCCGGUGGAGAUCGAACGCACCACCUACGUCGACUUUGUGGAGAAAGAAAAGGAGCCGGGCGGAGAGAAGACCAACAACGGGAUCCACUACAAGCUGCAGCUGCUCUACAGCAACGGAGUGAGGACGGAGCAGGACCUGUACGUGCGGCUGAUCGACUCCAUGACCAAACAGGCCAUCAUCUAUGAAGGUCAGGACAAGAAUCCAGAGAUGUGCCGAGUUCUGCUGACACAUGAGAUCAUGUGCAGCCGCUGCUGCGAUAAGAAGAGCUGUGGAAACAGAAACGAGACGCCGUCGGACCCUGUCAUCAUCGACAGGUUCUUCCUGAAGUUCUUCCUGAAGUGUAACCAGAAUUGUCUGAAAAACGCUGGAAACCCACGAGACAUGAGGAGGUUCCAGGUGGUGGUUUCUACAACAGUAAACGUAGACGGCCAUGUCCUUGCCGUCUCCGACAACAUGUUCGUACACAACAACUCCAAACAUGGCCGCCGAGCCCGGAGACUGGACCCAUCUGAAGCCACUCCCUGUAUUAAAGCCAUCAGUCCCAGUGAGGGCUGGACGACGGGGGGAGCGACCGUCAUCCUGAUCGGAGACAACUUCUUUGACGGUCUGCAGGUGGUCUUCGGCACCAUGCUGGUGUGGAGCGAGCUGAUCACCCCUCAUGCCAUCCGGGUCCAGACCCCUCCCCGUCACAUCCCCGGGGUCGUCGAGGUCACGCUGUCCUACAAGUCCAAACAGUUCUGUAAAGGAGCGCCGGGUCGGUUCGUCUACACAGCUUUAAAUGAACCCACCAUAGAUUACGGCUUCCAGAGGUUACAGAAGGUCAUUCCUCGCCACCCCGGAGACCCAGAGAGACUGCCCAAGGAGGUGCUGUUGAAGAGGGCAGCUGACCUGGUGGAGGCGCUCUAUGGGAUGCCUCAUAACAACCAGGAGAUCAUCCUGAAGCGAGCGGCUGACAUUGCCGAAGCUCUCUACAGCGUUCCCAGAAACCACAACCAGAUCCCAUCGCUAGGCAACACUGCCUCACACGGCAUGAUGGGAGUUAACUCUUUCAGCGGACAGUUGGCCGUCAACGUCUCAGACACAACGCAAGGUACGUGGAAAAUUGUUCCCUCCAGUCCGACCAUGGCAGUUUCUAACUGUAACUCCUCUCACGGAGUUUUCUCCUUCUCGGCGGCCGUCAAACAGAAGAGCGCCUUCGCCCCCGUCGUCCGGCCAACAGCUUCACCUCCUCCACCAAACUGCUCCAACAACUCCAACGGGCUGCAAGAGUCCUGGAGGCAUACAGGUCCUGGAGGAGUACAGCUGCUGGAGGCGUACAGGUCCUGGAGGGGUGCAGGUCCUGGAGGGGUGCAGGUCCUGGCGGUGGCAGCAGUGUACCAGAUGGUGAUGGAGGAGAGUCUGCAGAGCGUUGAACUCCAGGAGGCUCUGGCUGCACCAGGACACCAAAUGGUCAAUAUCCCACCUGUGGGCGGACUCAUCCCCGCCGGAGAUGAGCCCACUGAGGAUGGUGUCUUCUGCAAACUUCAGGAGUGGAUGGUCGGGUGGCUGGAGGUGCAGCUGUUGUCUGAGCUGCUGGAUUCUGAGUUGUUGGACACUAAACUGCUGGACCUGGACCUGUUGGACUCUAAACUGUUGGUCUCUGAGCUGCUGGACUGUGAUCUGCUGGACUCUGAGCUGUUGGACUGUGAUCUGCUGGACUCUGAGCUGUUGGACUCUAAACUGUUGACUCACAUCAAAUCUGUCACCAAAGUGUACUUUCUGCCACCUCAGAAACAUUUCCAGACUCUGGCCUCGCUCACAGACUCUGUGGCCAGUGUGUCCCAACAAAACCUGAUGUUCUCGGACACAGGUCUGUUCACCAACCCCCACAUCAGGCCGGUGGACUUUUGGUCUGAGCGAAGGAUGCAGUUCAAGAUUUCAGUGGAGCCUAAAAUUACAAGCAAGAUGAACCUCCUGAUGUAA